AUGCUGCACGAUGAUGGUAACAUUGUAUUUGUUAUAGUUUGCAGUAUAGGAGCCGACAAGUACGUGUUGUGUAGUGUCUGCCCCACCUGUGUAUCGUGGCACCGCGCGGUUAUUAAUGGCGGCGGCCGCGCGUCUCUCAGCGUCAUAAAUCACGCGCGAGUCGCGACGCUAUACCUACACUUAAUAAUUUUAAAACUAUUUCACGAGGUGACAAUGCCGUGCUGCUUCCUCUCUGCGCAGUGGCCAUCAUUUUUCUAUAUACAUUUUCGAAUUUCUUUAGAUUUACCGGGAGUUGUAAUUACUUCGUGUAACGAUUACGGUGGCAGUGUCUGGGUGUAG
Molecule: messenger RNA, 339 nt
Organism: Spodoptera littoralis (African cotton leafworm)
Lineage: Eukaryota; Metazoa; Arthropoda; Insecta; Lepidoptera; Noctuidae
Source: the annotation of a GenBank genome assembly